AUGUCUCCUAAGCCCUUCGUUGGAGGUAACUGGAAAUCUAACGGCACUUUCGCGUCGAUCAAGGAGCUCGCUGCCUCUCUGGUCACUGGGGAGGCUACGUACAACAAGGACGCCGUCGACGUUGUAGUCGCUCCCACCGCCAUUCACCUCUCCUUCGCGUUGGACCAGUUUAAAGGAUCGAACAUUCAGGUCUCUGCCCAAAACUGCAGUAGGACCGGCCCUGGCGCCUACACUGGGGAGAUCACUGCUGACAUGAUCAAGGACGCUGGUCUCAACUGGACCAUCCUUGGCCACUCCGAGAGGCGUCAUCUCUUCAACGAGACCAACGAGGAUCUCGCUGCUAAGGUCGUCAACGCCGAGGCUGCCGGCUUGAAGAUCAUCUUCUGCAUUGGCGAGUUGCUCGAGGAGCGCGAGGCCGGCAAGACUGACGAGGUCUGCUCCACUCAAAUGGAUGCUAUCGUCCCUAUUGUGAAGAACUGGAAGAACAUCGUCAUCGCCUACGAGCCUGUGUGGGCUAUCGGUACCGGUAAGGUGGCCACUACCGAACAAGCGCAGGAGACUCAUGCCACUAUCAGAAACUAUAUGAAGUCUAAGGUCAGCGCCGAGGUUGCUGCUGAUAUGCGCAUCCUGUACGGAGGGUCGGUCAGUCCUGCCAACUGUGGAGAGCUGAUCAAGUGCCCUGACGUUGAUGGUUUCCUCGUUGGUGGUGCCUCUCUGAAACCUCAGUUCACUGAUAUCAUUGCCGCUGCUGCUGGUUCUAACUAG
Molecule: messenger RNA, 765 nt
Organism: Perkinsus marinus ATCC 50983
Lineage: Eukaryota; Perkinsozoa; Perkinsida; Perkinsidae
Product: triose-phosphate isomerase 1, putative
Exons: 1
Coding region: 1-765 (254 amino acids)
Biological process (GO): glycolytic process; gluconeogenesis; glycerol catabolic process
Cellular component (GO): cytosol
Molecular function (GO): triose-phosphate isomerase activity
Source: RefSeq, a predicted model, not a curated record